Molecule: messenger RNA, 989 nt
Organism: Brassica oleracea var. oleracea
Lineage: Eukaryota; Viridiplantae; Streptophyta; Magnoliopsida; Brassicales; Brassicaceae
Product: enoyl-CoA delta isomerase 3
Exons: 1
Coding region: 103-819 (238 amino acids)
Biological process (GO): fatty acid beta-oxidation
Cellular component (GO): peroxisome
Molecular function (GO): delta(3)-delta(2)-enoyl-CoA isomerase activity; enoyl-CoA hydratase activity
Source: RefSeq, a predicted model, not a curated record
UAAAUAUACAGUUGGGUUUAUCUCUUCUCCAUAUACUUCACUACUAAACUUCGCUCACGUAUACUAAAUCAGUAAAUUUACUAUCUCUUCUCCGUACGCACCAUGUGCACAUUAGAGAAGCGCGGAGAUCUCUUUCUCCUAACCUUAACCGGCGACGACGAGCACAGAUUCCACCCCGACACGAUCUCUUCCGUUCUCUCGCUUCUCGAACAAGCCAAAUCUCAAUCCACUCGUGGUUCCGUCCUCAUCACCACAGCUCACGGAAAAUUCUUUUCUAACGGCUUUGACCUCGCCUGGGCCCAAGCCGCUGGAUCCCAAACCGGCGCAGUAAACCGGAUGCACCAAAUGGUCGAAUCCUUCAAACCUGUGAUAGGAGCACUCUUCGAUCUUCCCAUGCCGACGAUUGCCGCCUUAAACGGGCACGCUGCCGCCUCCGGGCUGAUGUUCGCGUUGAGCCAUGACUACGUUUUCAUGAGGAACGACCGUGGUGUUUUGUACAUGAGCGAAGUGGAUCUUGGGCUGCCGUUACCAGACUACUUUGCGGCAAUGUUCGCGGCCAAGAUCGGGACGAGUAUUGCGAGGAGGGAGCUGUUGCUGAGCGGGAAGAAGAUCAAAGGAGAGGAAGCGGUGGCUUUGGGGAUCGUUGACUCCGCGGCGCAUGAUAGUGUGGAAGGUGUGGUGGACGCUACGGUGAGCCUUGGACAGAGUUUGGCGGCUAAGAAAUGGAACGGUGAAGUUUAUGCGUCAAUCAGAAAGAGUUUGUAUCCGGGCCUUUGUGCGAUGCUUAGUUUAACGGCCAAGAUCGCUGCGAGUCCUUAAAUCUUUAGCGUCUUCUUAAUUAAGCGGCAACUUUUUGUAAAAUGUAUUACAACAUAUACUUUACAAAAAUGAUAAGAAAAAUGUAACACUUAUGUUUUUAUAGUAUUUCUGCUGCUGAAAAGGGUGGACGGCAGUCAAUAUAAGAGAAUCUGGCACCGUUUAAUAUUUUA